ACCAUUCAACUCUUCAUCACACACCGCCCAACCAGCGUCGCCAUGGCGGAGAACCACCACCAGGGUCCCACGGACGUCCCCUCCACCUCCACCUCCCAAGGACUCGCCGUCGCCAUUCUCUUCCCCUUGGGCAGCAUCCUCCUCAGCCUCUCCGUCCUCAUCCUCACCAGCACCCUCUUCGGCAUCGCUCUCUCCGCCCCGCUCUUCCUCCUCUUCAGCCCCAUUAUUGCCCCGGCCGUCAUCACUCUCGCCCUCGCGGUACUCGGGUUCUUGACCUCCGGGGUUUUUGGUAUCACGGCGCUGUCGUCGUUCAUGUGGAUCGUUACAUACUUUAGGAAGAUGAGGGAGCAGUUCGAGCAAGCUAGGCGGCGCGUGGGGGACGCCGCGAGCCAUGUGGGCCAGACUGGGCCCAAGCCACCGCAUGGUCUUUGGGCCUGGGCCCAUUAACGUUGGCACGAUCAGUUUUGUGAAAAGAGUUGUUCCAAUAAUUGCAAUGUCGCUUAUAACUACUAGAUUUGAGUUGCAGCUGUCUGCUAAUUUAGUUGAAUUAAACAUGUUUGUGCAGUUGCUUUAAGUUUUA
Molecule: messenger RNA, 580 nt
Organism: Salvia hispanica
Lineage: Eukaryota; Viridiplantae; Streptophyta; Magnoliopsida; Lamiales; Lamiaceae
Product: oleosin H2-like
Biological process (GO): seed oilbody biogenesis; response to freezing; lipid storage
Cellular component (GO): membrane; monolayer-surrounded lipid storage body
Source: RefSeq, a predicted model, not a curated record